AUGUUACUCUGGCUUAAUGGGGAAAGCAACUUACAAAGUGUUGAAAUUGUUGAUGAAUUCAUCUGUGUCGAGCUAUCCAAUCCACAGAAAUUUCCAUCUCUUUAUAAUGUCGUCACCAAGUACAUGAUCCAUGGUCCCUGUGGUCGACUUAGACCGAGUUCUCCUUGCAUGAAAGAUGGUAAGUGCUCAGAACUUUAUCCAAAAAGAUUCAUUGACCAAGCGAGUUUUGAUGAAGAUGGGUAUCCAAUAUAUAGACGUCAUAAUAUGGGUGUCACAGUGAAGAUUAACGAUGUCGAUAUUGACAACAGAUUUGUUGUGCCAUAUAAUCCACUGUUGUUAAUGAGAUAUCAAGCUCACAUAAAUCUCGAGUUCUGUAACAAGUCAAACGUCAUUAAGUAUCUUUUUAAGUAUGUUAAUAAGGGUCCGGAUCGGGUGACUGCAACUGUUGGAGAAAGAUAUAAUGUUGGUGAAUCUUCUCAGGUGGUAGAUGAGAUCAAACAGUAUUAUGAUUGUCGUUAUUUGUCACCGUCUGAAUCCAUGUGGAGAAUUUUUGCUUACGAUAUUCAUCAAAGAUGGCCGUCGGUACAGAGAUUUGCUGACGAUAUUUACGGGUUGGAUGAUGGCCAACAGGCAGUUCCCGGAGAGGCGAGAAGUUGUACCAGUUUUCGAAGUAUAAGAACUGUGAAUGGUGUUACUUAUAAUACAUUUCAAGAGGCAUGUUCUACCAUGGGUUUCUUGAUAGAUGAUAAGGAGUAUGUUUCUGCUAUUAAGGAAGUCACCGAGUUAGCGUCAGCUGCACAGCUAAGGAGGCUUUUUGUGAUGUUGCUGCUAUCUGGUUCCAUGGGAAGACCUCUGUCAGUUUGGGAGCAAACUUGGGCUUAUUUGUUUGAUGAUAUUCUUUAUUGCAGUAGACAUGAGCUGCAAUAUCCUGAUCUAACUAUGAGUCUGGAUGAGUUACAAACGUUUUGUUUGUUGGAGAUUGAGAAACUAUUACAGAGUAAUGGAAAAUCAUUGAGAAAUUAUGCUGGCAUGCCGGUUCCUGAUAACUCUUUAGUCUCUCAAUUUAGCAAUUUGAUGCUACUGCGUGAGUUGCAGUAUGAUACUGUUUCUUUGUCUCGUGAGCACGAUGCAAAUAUCUUAAAGUUAAAUGAAGAACAGAGGGUGGUCUACGAUAAAAUUAUUGACUGUGUUUUGAGUAAGAGGCAUGGAUUCUUUUUUGUGUACGAAUUUGGUGGCACUGGAAAAACUUUUUUAUACAGAGUUUUGUCAGCUAGAUUGCGAUCUGAGAAAAAGAUUGUUAUAAAUGUUGCUUCUAGUGGUAUUGCUUCUCUGUUGUUAGCUGGUGGUAAGACGACGCAUUCUAUGUUCAAUAUUCCUGUUGAGCUGACUGCAGAUACUGUUUGCCGGAUUAAGAAGGAUAGUCCAAAAGCUGAGGUAUUUCGAUUGGCCGAUUUGAUUAUUUGGGAUGAGGCACUGAUGACUAACAAAUUAGCAUUUGAAGCGCUCAAUAGGACGUUGCGUGAUAUAAUAGUUUCGGUCUGUAAUAGGAAUAAAGAUUUACCUUUUGGUGGGAAGGUGGUCGUUCUGGGUGGUGAUUUUAGGCAGGUCUUGCCAGUUAUUCCAAAAGGUUCGCGUACCGAGAUUGUGAUAGCUUCCAUAAAUUCUUCUGUCGUUUGGAAAUAUUGCAAAGUUUUGCGACUGACAAAAAAUGUGAGGUUAGCAAUCGGAUCGAAACAAUCAACUGCUCAGGAGUUAAGGUCGUUUUCAGAUUGGAUACUUCAAAUCGGUGAAGGUCGAUGUGGAACAGUGGUCAACGAUAAACUUUUUGUUGAUAUUCCUUCUGAUCUAAUCAUUUCUGUCUUGGAAAAUCCAGUGGAAGAUAUUGUAAAUACAAUCCAUCCGAAUUUGGUUAAGAAUUUUCGUGAUCCAAGUUUUUUCCAAGAUAGGCCAAUACUCGCUCCGACUGUCGACAAUGUUGAAGAGAUAAACAAUUAUAUAAUUAGGUGUUCUGGUCUACCUAAUCAUUCGUUGAAGUUGAAAAUAGGCGUGCCUAUUAUUUUGUUGAGGAAUAUUGAUCCGGCUGGGGGUUUGUGUAAUGGGACUCGACUUGUUGUGCAAGAUCUAGGGACAAAUGUGAUCGGUGCAGAUAUUGUUUCUGGUAGCAAUGUUGGGGACAAAGUUUUUAUCACCAGAAUGAAUAUGAUUCCCAGUGAUACGGUUAUACCGUUUAAAUUCCAACGCCGUCAAUUUCCAGUUUCUCUGUCAUUUGUGAUGACAAUCAACAAAAGCCAGGGUCAGACAUUAUCAACAGUCGGUUUGUUCUUGCGUCGUUAUGUGUUUUCUCACGAUAAACUUUAUGUAGCUCUUUCCCAAGUUAGGAAUAGAAAUAGUCUUAAGAUUUUACUUUGUGAUGAAGGAUUAGUUGAUGCAGCUAGGACUGAAAACAUUGUAUUUAAGGAAGUUUUUUAUAAGAUAUAA
Messenger RNA from Arachis stenosperma, 2478 nucleotides. RefSeq lists its product as uncharacterized. Gene Ontology annotation, biological process: telomere maintenance; DNA repair. The transcript is spliced from 5 exons. The record is from RefSeq and is a predicted model, not a curated record. The coding region runs from base 1 to 2478 and encodes 825 amino acids. NCBI's taxonomy places the organism in Eukaryota, Viridiplantae, Streptophyta, Magnoliopsida, Fabales, Fabaceae. Gene Ontology annotation, molecular function: DNA helicase activity.